AUGAGUAGUUCGAGGUCCGUUUGGACACUUGAUCUCCUGAAGGCACGUGGCAAGCCCAUCGGUGUUGGUGCUGGAAUAUUAUCCAACCCGAUUAUCGGGGAUUUCACGUCCAAGCUCAACAGGAAUACCAAGGUCCAACUACGGACGUUCGCACAAGGACCAAUUAUCCUUUCACAAGAGGCGACCAAAAUGGCGCCCAAACCCGCAAACUACGAUCGGUGGCCCAAGGAGAGCCUGGUCAAGCGGAUACAAGAGCUAGAGGAGGAGCUGAGGAGGCAAGGGCUGGCACCGGAGGUCCAAAGGCAGGAGAGGGCGGAGGAGAGGGCCCUUGCCGCCGCGGUAACGUCGACAGAAGCCGACCUGAAGGCUGCCGAAAAGAAGAAGAAAAAGGCCGCCAAGUUUGACCCGGGCAAGUACUCGACCCGCUUGAUCGCCCUUAAAUUUGCCUACCUCGGCAAGAACUACAAUGGCUUCGAGUAUCAGUCGUCGGCCAAGAUGCCGAGCAUUGAGGAGGAGCUGUGGAAGGCGCUCGUCAAGAGCUGUCUGGUUUUCCCUGAAAGGCCAGACGAGGUCGACUUUGGACCAUGGGAGUACUCCAAGUGUGGACGCACGGAUAGGGGCGUCAGCGCUUUCGGUCAGGUUAUCGGUAUCCGAGUGAGGAGUAACAAGCCGCUGCCAAAGGAGGAGCCAGAACAGACUGGAGGAAAUGGCGGAGACGAUGUGGUCAUGACCGAGCCUCAGCAGCAAGAAGCCGAGAAGGCCACCGACGUAGAACACCAAAAGCCGGAGUGGGAUCCCAUCGCCGACGAGGUCCCCUACUGCCGGGUUCUUAACCGGCUCCUACCCCCGGACAUCAGGAUCAUGGCCUGGGCGCCGGCUCUCCCUCCCAACUUCUCCGCACGCUUCUCCUGCCGCGAGCGGCAAUACCGGUACUUCUUCACGCAGCCCGCCUUCGCGCCGAUGCCCUCCUCCCUGGAGCCUCUGGCAAAGAAGCAAGAGAAGCAAGGCUGGCUCGACAUCGGCAAGAUGCGGGAGGCCGCCAAGAUGUUCGAGGGCGUGCACGACUUCCGCAACUUCUGCAAGAUCGACCCGGGCAAGCAGAUCACCAACUUCAGCCGGCGCAUCUUCGAGUCCGACAUUGUCGAGGUGAAGGACGUCGAGUCCGACCUGCCGUACCUUGGCCUGCCGGAAUUCCAGCCGCUCGCUGGUGGCAGCGAGGGUUCGCACCCCAAGGUGUACUACUUUCACGUGCGCGGCUCCGCCUUCCUGUGGCAUCAGAUCCGCCACAUGGUGGCUGUCCUCUUCCUCGUAGGCCAGGGCCUCGAGCCGCCUUCCAUUGUCCAGCAGCUUCUCGAUGUGGAGAAGAACCCGCGCAAGCCGAACUACGUCAUGGCCGAUGAGGUUCCUCUGGUCCUCUGGGACUGUAUCUUCCCCAAGCUGGCGGAAGAGGAAGCCGGCGCCGUUCCCGGUACCAGCAGCGGUGAUGGCAGGGACUCGCACAACCCGGAAGCCGAGGGCGAUGUCGAAAUGGUCGACUCCAUCGACUGGGUCUGGCAGGGCGAGGACGACCCGAUGAGCCUGUACGGCGCGCAGGGCCUGGUGACGGAGCUCUGGGGCACCUGGCGCGAGAGGAAGAUGGACGAGAUCCUGGCGAACCGGUUGCUGAACUUUGUGGCUACGAAGCCGGAUAUCGAGAGGAGGUUGAUCACCAAGGGCGCUCCAUCUGCGCCACCCAAGGGGAUCAAGAAGGUCUACGAGGGAGGAAACAAGGCCCAGUUCAGAGGCUCGUAUACCACGCUGUUCAAGAGGCAGCUGUUGGCUUCGGCGAAGGAGGUCAAUGACAAGUAUGCGCAAGGGUUUGGGUUCAAGGACGCGGAGGAGAUGACGCAGACGAAGAACUGGAGGAGCGCGAUCAGGGAGCAAAAGGAUAAGAACAAGAAGGGUGGGCGGUCGAAGAAGGCAGCGGGCGCAGAACCGCCUGUUGAGGGGUCUUCUAGUUGA
Messenger RNA from Sordaria macrospora k-hell, 2001 nucleotides. RefSeq lists its product as uncharacterized. The record is from RefSeq and is a predicted model, not a curated record. NCBI's taxonomy places the organism in Eukaryota, Fungi, Ascomycota, Sordariomycetes, Sordariales, Sordariaceae. Gene Ontology annotation, biological process: tRNA pseudouridine synthesis; mRNA pseudouridine synthesis. Gene Ontology annotation, molecular function: pseudouridine synthase activity; RNA binding. Gene Ontology annotation, cellular component: nucleus; cytoplasm.